Messenger RNA from Paramecium sonneborni, 1320 nucleotides. NCBI's taxonomy places the organism in Eukaryota, Ciliophora, Oligohymenophorea, Peniculida, Parameciidae. The record is from the annotation of a GenBank genome assembly.
AAUAAUUUAAAAAAUUUAAACAACUAUGUCAGACAUCUAAGAGCAAAUCAUAUCAUCAGAAGGCUAUAAAUAGAUUCAAUAAUAGUCAAUCACCCCUGAAGAUCCAAACAAUGCAAAAAAAAUAGAAACAGAAGAACCCAAAUAUUUUUAUUAAUUAUUAUUAGCUUAAUUUCUAGUAAUUAUCAUUUCAACUUAUUUACCCACCCAAAAAUACUUUAUCUAUACAUACACUAAUUAUCCAAGAAGCCAUAUCACUUUUGAAUCAUAUUGUUAAACAUAUGGUAAAUGUAGAGAAAGUUAUUACUAUUACAAUUCUUACUACUUUUAAUAAGAUCAAAAUUAAUAUGAAAUUUUUAAGAAUUCUGUUUCUGAAGAAAUAAAGGUCUAUACAAAGCUAUUUUACUUUUCUCUUUUCAUGUUCCCUUCAUUUUUGGUGUUGUAAUCAAUUUUUAGAAAUUGCAAAUUAUUUGUAAGCUUUUUUAUUUAUCGUAAUAGAAAUAAAAAUAGAGAGUUCUAUAUUUUCUGUAAUUUCCUCUAGGGAGUCUAUUUAUCUAAGUUUGUAUGCAUCUAGUCAGAUAAACUUAAAGUAAUAUCAUUAUCUAUUAUUAUUAUAGUGAAAUAAAGUAUUUUACAACUAAGAAUAUUGCUGUCAUUUUAAUUGGGAAAUAUUUUAUUGUUAUAUUUGAAUCAAAAAUUUUUCAAAAAGUAACUUGAAAUCAAAUCUACAAUUUAAAAAUGUGUUAAUUAUUCCUUCAUUAUUAUUUGUCUAAAGGGAAUUUAAGAUUUUAUCACUUUAAAUCAAUCUAAUUGGAUACCUUAUAUUUUAUUUAUUUUAUAUUCUUAAGUACAUUUAUUACAUCUAAAUCAAAACUUAUUCAAUGUAAAAGAUAUAAUUAAUUUUAGUAAAAUAAUAAAUACAUAAUUAUUAAUAAAUCAGUUCUAUGCCUAAUUAAAUAGAAAUUAAAAUCUCUUUUUGAUGUUUAAGAUGUUUAUAAAGAAGUAGCAGAAACACAUUUUGUCAUUUCAAACAAAAUGAUGUAUACUGGAAUUAUUGGUAGUAUUGUUGCCAUGAUUUUAAGAGAUUACAUUUUUAAUAUCAUAAGUUUUUCUGUUCUAAGUGGAAUUUUCUCCAUUUUAGUUUGGGAUACAUCACUUGUAUCUACAGUAAUUUAUUAUCAUAUUCAUAUGUUUAGAAAUCAAAAGUCACAUUGAAAGAUCAAUAUCAAGCAGCAAAUUUAUUCUUUUUAGAUUUUUUAAUGCCAAUCAGAAAUAUUUUCAUGGCACUCCUAAUUUGAAAAAUAUUCAUAUUUUAAAUAAUAA